CUUCUGCAGCUGGCACGGCCCCCCAUCAAUGCAAUACAAUUACUAAAUAAGGAUAAUUACGUAGUUACAGCAAAAGCGAGGGGCAAUUUUCCCGUUGGAUUCCCCAAAUCCUCAAUCCCCAUCUGUAAGCGAGUGAAUAGAGUUAAGGAGAUUACUGUGAAAAGUGGUGUCCAACCAACACCAACCUUCCCCCUUCCUCUCCUCCCCCUGGUCCACCACCGCCAUCUCUCUCUCUCGCGCUCUCGCUCUCUUCUUUAUAUGCGCCUAUCCACACACUAAACACUUCAGGGCUCAAAGAUACACUCCCUCAACCCACCACUGUUUUGAGCCCACCCUCACCCAUCCCAUCCUCUCCCUAAGAUUGAUUCAAGCUGAAGCUGCCGGUUUUAUUCUCUACUGGCUAAUGACGUCUCCGCCGGACACAAGCAAGACCACGAAGCUGGAGAGAUACAACAGCUACAUCCGGCGAGUGAACAGCACCAAGCUCCUCUCAGCUUCCUCCAAGCUUCUCUUCCGCGCCACCCUUCUCGUCGCUCUCGUUCUCGUCUUCUUCUUCACCCUCAACUACCCCCCACUCUCCGACCACCCUACUCGCCACCACUCCGCCGCCAUCCAUCACCACAACUUCCUCUCCAAUGCAUUCUACGGCGCCGGCGCCUCCUGGGAGAAGCAGGUCCGCCACUCCUCCACCCCUCGCCGCCCCAACGGCCUCUCCGUCCUUGUCACCGGCGCCGCCGGAUUCGUCGGCUCCCACUGCUCCCUUGCCCUCAAAAAACGCGGCGACGGCGUCCUCGGUCUCGACAACUUCAACUCCUACUACGAUCCCUCACUCAAACGCGCGCGUCAGGCCCUAUUGGCCAAGCACCAGAUCUUCAUUGUGGAAGCAGACCUCAACGACGUCCCAAUUCUCUCUAAGCUCUUCGAUGUGGUCCCCUUCACUCACGUCCUCCACCUCGCGGCCCAGGCCGGCGUCCGGUACGCGAUGCAGAAUCCCCAAUCUUAUGUGAGAUCCAAUAUCGCUGGAUUCGUGAAUCUCCUCGAGAUCGCGAAGUCUGCCGAACCCCAGCCGGCCAUCGUCUGGGCAUCGUCCAGCUCCGUCUACGGUCUCAACACCCAAAACCCUUUCUCCGAGCUCCAUCGAACGGACCAGCCGGCGAGCCUCUACGCCGCCACGAAGAAGGCCGGCGAAGAAAUCGCGCACACCUAUAACCACAUUUACGGCCUCUCCAUCACCGGCCUCAGGUUCUUCACGGUGUACGGACCCUGGGGGAGACCCGACAUGGCGUAUUUUUUCUUCACCAAGGACAUACUGCAGGGGAAGGCGAUAAGCAUAUACAAGACGCAAGACGACAAGGAGGUGGCGCGUGACUUCACGUACAUCGACGACGUGGUGAAAGGGUGUCUGGGGGCGCUGGACACGGCGGAGAAGAGCACGGGGAGCGGCGGAAAGAAGAAGGCUCCGGCGCAACUGCGGAUCUACAACCUGGGGAACACGGCCCCCGUGUCGGUGGGGAAGCUGGUGGGGAUCCUGGAAGGACUGUUGAACGUGAAGGCGAAGAAGCACGUGAUCAAGAUGCCCAGAAAUGGGGAUGUGCCCUUCACACAUGCCAAUGUCAGCAUGGCUUAUAGGGAUUUUGGGUAUAAGCCCACCACCGAUUUGGCCACUGGGUUGAGGAAAUUUGCCAAGUGGUAUGUUGGAUAUUACGGGAUUCAGUCGAGGGUGAAAAAGGAAUCCCAAAGUGAACGCAUCGACGCUCAUUCCUAGUGCGAGCGAGGUCAUUCCAUUUCCACCCAUCAAAUGGUAAAUCCAUUUUUUCCCCUUAUUGGGGUUAAAUGAAAAUCCUGUUUUAACUUUUAAGUUAUCCAUCCUUGUUGUACCGGAUCAUUUGUUUUUUUUUUUUCCCCUGGUCUUUGUUGUAGCAUAGAUAGAGAAAGAAUUUAUAUAGGAGAUGAAAUGGAAAGACAAAUAAAAAAAUAAAAAAAAAAAGGAAGGAAAGUGUAGAUCUCUGAAAUGGCUGUAAUAAUGUAUUAUUUGGGUGUAAAGCCGCUGGAUGGAUUCUGCUGGAAAGGGCGCAGACCAACCGUUGUGUUUUAGUCAAUAUUUGUGAAUGAUUGAACAACAAUGAUGACACUAGAGAUUCUUCUU
Malania oleifera is the source of this 2146-nucleotide messenger RNA. Its product is annotated as UDP-glucuronate 4-epimerase 6. The coding region runs from base 404 to 1765 and encodes 453 amino acids. The record is from RefSeq and is a predicted model, not a curated record. The transcript has a single exon. Lineage: Eukaryota; Viridiplantae; Streptophyta; Magnoliopsida; Santalales; Ximeniaceae.